Messenger RNA from Antechinus flavipes (yellow-footed antechinus), 6107 nucleotides. RefSeq names its product ADAM metallopeptidase domain 11 (gene ADAM11). The coding region runs from base 333 to 2648 and encodes 771 amino acids. Gene Ontology annotation, molecular function: metalloendopeptidase activity. The transcript is spliced from 26 exons. The record is from RefSeq and is a predicted model, not a curated record. NCBI's taxonomy places the organism in Eukaryota, Metazoa, Chordata, Mammalia, Dasyuromorphia, Dasyuridae. Gene Ontology annotation, biological process: proteolysis.
AAAGGGGGGGCGGGCUCUCUCCUCACGUGCUCCCCCAGCUCGGCUCUUAACACUGGGCUCACGCCGCAGGGGGAUGGAGACGGCUCCCUGUUUCUGAGCUCUGGGGGCGGCCGCUUGGCCCCGGCCCCCCUCCCACCUCCCCUCACCUGCUCCUCAAAUCCCAGCCUCCCCAUCCCAAUCCAGCCUGGGAGGGAGACAGCAGAGGCAGCGACCCCCUCUCCAGCCCUCGCCUUCCUUCGCUGGCUGGCCCCCACCCCAGCCGCCCGGUCCCCGAGCCGGGCAUCUCCCUCCUUGUCCUCAGCCCCCAGACCUGGGGAGAUUAUGAGGGAAGGAUGAGUCGGAUGCUCCGCUGGGUGUUGGUGCCUUUCGUCGUUUUCUCCGCUCUCUUCCCACAGCCUGGUCUUGGUGGGGUGGCUGGGCCAACGGGAGCCCUGCAGUGGGGGAAACAGCCCUGGGACAGGGGGCUGCAUACUUCUGAGGUCACCCAUCCCAGCCGCCUGGUGGGGGAGAGCUCUGGGAGAGAGAUCAGCAAGCAAGAGCUGGACACCAGAGCACGAAAGGAGCCACCUGGGGGCCCGCCUGUCCACCUGGCCCAGGUGAGCUUCCUCAUUCCUGCCUUUGGUCUGAACUUCACUUUGGAUCUGGAGCUGAACCACCACCUCCUGGCUUCACACUACGUUGAACGGCAUUUCAGCAGAGAUGGGAUCACCCAGCACAGCACGGGGGCCGGAGACCAUUGCUAUUACCAGGGAAAGCUUCGGGGUAACCCGGAGUCCUUUGCUGCCGUCUCUACCUGCCAAGGACUACAUGGAGUGUUCUCUGACGGAAAUUUUACUUAUACCAUUGAGCCACAAGGAGAAACUUCCCAGGGGCCUCUCCCCCACCUCAUUCACCGGACCUCUCUUCUCCCAAUCCCUGGAUGCCGAGAACCAGGUUGUUUGUUUGCUGCCCCCUCACUUCCAGUUCCCCCGGCCCUGCCCAGGCUGAGAAGGAAAAGGCAGGUCCGGCGUGGCCACUCCACUGUCCACAGUGAGACCAAAUAUGUGGAACUCAUCGUGAUCAAUGACCACCAGCUGUUUGAGCAGCUGCGUCAGUCUGUCGUACUUACCAGCAACUUUGCCAAAUCUGUGGUGAACCUGGCUGAUGUGCUGUACAAGGAUCAGCUGAACACUCGAAUUGUGCUGGUUGCUAUGGAAACAUGGGCAGGCGGUGACAAGAUCCAGGUACAAGAUGACCCUCUAGAGACCUUGGCCCGACUUAUGGUCUACCGGCGGGAGGGACUCCCUGAGCCCAGCGAUGCUACCCACCUAUUCUCAGGCAGGACCUUCCAGAAUGCAAGAAGUGGUACAGCUUAUGUUGGGGGCAUCUGCUCCCAGUCUAGGGGAGGUGGCGUCAAUGAGUACGGUACUGUGGCAUAUGUGGCAGUGACAUUGGCUCAGACCCUGGGACAGAAUCUGGGCAUGAUGUGGAACAAACACCGAAGUUCAGCAGGCGAGUGCAAAUGUCCAGACACCUGGCAGGGCUGUAUGAUGGAAGACACGGGGCACUACCUGCCCCAAAAGUUCUCGCGCUGCAGCGUGGAGGAAUACAGCCAGUUUCUGCAGGAGGGAGGCGGAAGCUGCCUUUUCAACAAGCCCCUCAAGCUGCUAGAUCCCCCGGAGUGCGGAAACGGCUUCGUGGAGGCGGGGGAGGAAUGUGACUGCGGCUCGGUGCAGGAGUGCAACCGAGCCGGCGGGAACUGCUGCAAGAAGUGCACGCUGACCCACGACGCCAUGUGCAGCGACGGGCUGUGCUGUCGGGGAUGCAAGUACGAGCCCAGGGGGGUGUCCUGCCGGGAGGCUGUAAAUGAAUGUGACAUCGCGGAGACCUGCACGGGGGACUCCAGCCAGUGUCCCCCCAACCUGCACAAGCUGGAUGGUUACUACUGUGAGCAGGAACAGGGUCGCUGCUAUGGAGGACGCUGCAAAACCAGGGACAAACAGUGCCGGGCACUCUGGGGCCACAAUGCUGCUGACCGCUACUGUUAUGAGCGACUGAACGUGGAGGGGACAGAACGAGGAAACUGUGGGCGAAAGGGCUCUGGCUGGGUCCAGUGUAGUAAGCAGGAUGUGCUCUGUGGAUUUCUUCUUUGUGUCAACAUCUCCGGUGGGCCUCGGCUAGGGGACCUGGGUGGGGACAUCAGCAGUAUCACUUUCUAUCACCAGGGCAGGGAGCUUGACUGCAGGGGAGGCCAUGUGGAACUAGCAGAUGGCUCAGACUUGAGCUAUGUGGAGGACGGCACUCCAUGUGGCCCCAACAUGCUCUGCCUGGAUCACCAUUGUCUCCCAGCUUCGGCCUUCAACUUCAGCAGCUGCCCUGGCAGUGCAGGCCGCAGGAUCUGCUCCGACCACGGGGUUUGCAGCAAUGAGGGGAAAUGCAUCUGUCAGCCAGACUGGACAGGCAAAGAUUGCAGUGUCUACAACCCAAUGCCCACCUCUCCACCCACAGAAGAGACUGAGAAAUACAAAGGUCCCAGCGGCACCAAUAUCAUCAUCGGCUCCAUCGCAGGGGCUGUGUUGGUCGCAGCCAUCGUUUUGGGCGGCACUGGCUGGGGAUUUAAAAACAUUCGCCGAGGAAGGUAUGACCCGACCCAGCAGGGGGCAGUGUGAUGACAUCUCCUCCCCAUCCCACCCGCAUCCGCAUCCGCAUCCGUCUCCAUCUCCAUCAUCAGCCAUCCUGACCUCUCCAUCGGGCACAGACCUGAGCUCACCACCUGCCACGCCUAGUUCCCUUUGGGGGAGGGGUGCUAGGACCGGUGCUCAUUGCAGCCUGCCUGCCUUGGAUCCGGCUUUGCUCUUGGCUUCUCCGCCUGCUUCCCCACUGAAAGGGGCACUUUAUGGGUCAUCCUGUUCUACCACCAGCUCUCCACAGCCCCCACUACAGACCCAGGCCCCUGAAAUAUGCAGGGACUUAGACCUCCUUAACCUCUGUCCUUCAGCAAUAAAUAACCACAGCACUGGUCCCCCAGGGAGGGAGAAACGCAGGUCCCACAAUCCACCCGUCCCCCCAUCCCAUCUGUCAUGUCUUCCAUAUCAUCCAGUGUCUGACCUCCCGGCUCCUCCUCCCUGUUAGCCUCUCAUGCAUUCCUAACUUUCUCUUCAACCUCUAUGGAUUGUCAUGGUGACAGACAGGUUCUACUUAAGGAGCAGAUGUUCAGACAUCUGGGGUGGUGGUUGGGGGAAGAAGGCCCUGUUUUAGUUUUAUUUGCUUUAGCACCCUCCUUCCCUCCACCAUCUUGGGGGGUGGGGGUGGGGUGGGGAGGGACUCCCAGCCUGGGAUUGCCCUUACUUCCUCCUUGCCCAUCAGCAGUCUGACUGUUUCUGCGCUCAACCCGCCCCCCCACGCUCUCUGGUUCCUUGUUUCUCUUGCAGGUCGGGUGGGGCGUAACCUCCUCUCCACCCCCUGCCUGGCGCUCACAGUCACCAUCUGGAAGGGCAAAGGACCCAGCUGCCCUCAGCCCACCCACCGAGGAGCCAUGCCAUGCGAAAGUCUUCCCGGGGCCAAGGAAUCACACAGGCUCCCAAAGGGACAUCUUGGUGGGGAGGGUCCCUGGGCUGGAGGGGCUGCGGCCCCAUCCCCCGCACUACUACUACUGAGAGUGGGUGGGCCGGAGUGUGCACCCUGCCCCCCCUCUUCCACCUCAUGCCCAGCUUUGCCUUGUGUGCACUCAGCCCCUCCCCGUGUGAAUGUAGCUUCCAUCAUCACUGACUGUGCCCAGGCUGGGACUAUGGGCCAGAGGGCAUCAGUGAGGGAGGGGGUCGCCCACCAGCUGACACUGCACUACGAUCCUGGGGAACCUCGGCAGACUCUGCCUGCAAGACUGGUCCAGUCGAUCAACUACCAGGUCCCAGCGCCUCCACACUCAGCCUUCCGGGGCUGGGGGACUCACCCGCUCUUUGCCCCCGGCUCUGGCUUCCUCACUCUCCCAGCCAGAGCCUGGAGGUGGCUUAAAAUGUCUGAUUUUUUUUUUAUUGAGAACUAAAUGAUGAAUGUAACCACAAGGUUGGCAGGGACCAGGGUAGCUUUUAAGGGCGUUCUGGCAUUCAGGGGGAGAAGGAAGAAAAAAAGGAGAUAUAGGAAUUCUCCCUUCCCUUUGAUGGGAUCACAGUCCUAACUACAGAACAUACAUUUUCCCCAAACCUAAGGAGGAGUUUGGGGGAGCAAUCCUUACUUCUGUCUAUCACCAGUCCAGGCUGGAGCUUCCCCAGCCCUACCGAAACCCAGGACAGGCCUGAGUGUUGAAUUUAAACCAAAGUUGCCUGGUUCUGUGGCCAUGACCCCAGAAUGUCAAUGAGGGCCAGGGACUGGACUGGCAAUCCCAGGGAGGAAUACAGCAUGAGCUAUUUCCUUAUGGGCAGUUCUGGGACUAACUCAGGGUUUGAGGGCCCAUCGGGGUGACCUUAGAUGUUGGAGGCGGCCGAACCUCUCCCCCCACAGUGGGGAAGGGGUCCGAGGUAUUCUGUGAUUGGUGCUAUGGUAGGUGUCGGGGUAAUGGGGAAGGAAAGCACAGGUCCCCAUAGCAAUCUGCAAUCCAAGACAGGGCUUCAAGACUACUUUCCAGACACUCAAUUUAAACUCCCUUUCCUCCUUCCACCCCAACCCAAGGUCUGAGCAGUGUUUACAUAGGUUUUUGCUGCUGCCUCUCACCCCCACCCUUUGAACCCCAAACGGGAGACAUCUCUCCAUCUGGGGGAGAGACCCCCGGGGCUCUUCCGGACAAUCACCCCGCCUCGGGCUUCCUCUGUGAACUUGGGCGCAGGGCCGAAGAGACUGAGUGGGGAGGGAACCCCUCUCUCCACAUUCAAAUCUGUUCAGCCGGGAUGUGUGAGAAGGGAGACAAAAGGCCUGUCUCCCUUCUCCACAGCCCAUAGCGCUCCUUGCGCUCCUUUUCCUGAUGAAAGCUGCUGCUUUCUGCCCCUUCCACGUAUUCCCUCAAGCCCAGGCUCCCCCAACUGGGGCAACUCUGGGGAGAACUCAGGGGGUGGGCUGCAUCCCCUCGCCUCCCCAACCUCACCUCAGGUGCUAGCUGGGGGGGCCUGGGGCUGAUACCCUUUGAUUCCUUCUAAGUAGCUGUGGGAAGCCUGGGGGCCCCUGGCCCCUAGCGGGGCGGGGGUCCUGGCUGCUCUGCCGGAGGCAGGGUGUCCUCGGGUGGGAACCUGUCGGCAAGCCCUGCCCCAAGCACACCUGCCUGCUGCCCAGAGAAGCUAAAGCGGGUCUGGGGAUGCCUUACAGAGCACCCCCAGGGGCCGCCCGCAUUGGGGGGCACACGCCUGGGCAUCAGCUUAUGGCUUUGCACCUCUGCACAAAUUGCCUCGGGGUGUGCCAGUGGGUGAGUGCGGCUGGGGGAAAGGGGAGGAAGCCCACCACCUUUGUGUGUAAGCCCGAGACUCUCAGCCAUCGUGACCUCUCAUCCCACCGCCUGCCCCCAGGAACCCCCAGCCUGGGCCAGAGGGCGGUGGUCUCUGUGCAGCAUCCUGUAAAUACACCAUUAUGGGGGAAAGGGGUAGAGAGGGAAAUAAAGGUCACAUCCUGGGGCUUCCAUGGAGCUCACACUCACAAUCGGGGUCUUGUGAUGAAUUUGGCUCUUGUCGGCCUCUCUCUGCUCCCUGGGUUAGUUUCCGUCCCCAGCCCACUGCCCACACACCGGGUUUAUCAGCGUAGGCCGGGAUGCUCUCCUGGGAAGGGGCUCACUCUUCAUUUUACUGAGAAGGGAACAGGCACAAAGAAGGUGGAGCAGCCCCAGCCAAGAGACUCAUCCUGUCCCUCACUGAGAUCUCACAGUCACAAGUCUUCCUUGACCCACAGAAAACUUUUCUCCCCCAUCCAUACAGUCCUGAGGGGUCUGUCCCAUCUUAGAAUUCAUUUACACCUCAAGGGGGCAAAGGGUGUCAGAUGAAUCCAAAUUUAAGUACAGUUAUCCCUUCCUGCACCAAGAUUUCUAUAUAUCAUGGAUCAGCAUAAGAAAUUAAAUGGGGAUUUUUUUGAAGUUUUGUGCAAGCUGCAAAUGACACAGAGCCUAUGAAAUCCAUAUUUUACAAUAAAGAACUGUCAACAACCCAUAAAAGAAA